CCAGGUCAACCUUGACAGCUUGACCCCCUCCCUCCCUCUUCUCUCUCCCCCCAAGACAGGAAGAGAUCUGGACAAUCUGGUUGGUAAACAUCUCCGUUUUAAGGUGCAAAACAGAGGAAGAGACUUUGAAAAUGAAAUCUGAGACUCUGACGCUGGUGCUGGUGAAUCUGGCGGGCAUUAUGGAGAGGGCUGACGAGUCAUUGUUGCCAGGGGUGUACAAGGAGGUAGGGGCUGCUCUUCACACUGACCCAACUGGGUUGGGCUCGCUCACUCUGUUCCGAUCCAUUGUGCAGUCCUCUUGUUACCCACUUGCCGCUUACCUGGCUGUGCGUCACAACCGUGCCCAUGUCAUUGCUCUCGGCGCUUUUCUCUGGGCCGCCGCCACUUUUCUCGUUGCCAUCUCCUCCACCUACUUCCAGGUGGCAGUUUCAAGAGGUUUAAAUGGGAUUGGACUUGCCAUAGUUACACCUGCCAUUCAGUCCCUCGUUGCUGACUCAACCGAUGAUAGCAACCGUGGUGUGGCUUUUGGAUGGCUACAACUAACAGCAAGUUUUGGCUCCAUAAUUGGGGGGCUUUGUUCUGUAUUACUAGCGCAAACAUCGUUCAUGGGCAUCCCUGGUUGGAGAAUUUCUUUCCUUUUGGUUGGACUAGUAAGUGUAAUAGUAGGUAUUUUGGUCCGCCUCUUUGCGAACGAUCCAAACUUUUCUGAGACUGAUAGAGCUAAAGAUGGAAUUCAACAUAAGUCUUUUUGGUCAGAAGUUAAGUACCUAACUAAAGAAGCAAAAUCUGUUAUAAGAAUCCCAUCUUUCCAGAUAAUUGUGGCUCAGGGUGUCUCUGGAUCAUUCCCCUGGUCUGCAUUGUCAUUUGCCACUAUGUGGUUAGAACUUAUAGGUUUCUCCCAUAAGACAACAGCAUUCCUGUGGAUGCUCUUUAUAAUUGCUGCUUCACUAGGGGGUCUGUUUGGAGGGAAGAUGGGGGAUUUGCUUGCAAAACGCUUACCAAAUUCCGGGAGAAUAAUCCUUUCACAGAUAAGCUCAGGUUCUGCCAUUCCUUUAGCUGCAAUUUUGCUGCUGGUAUUGCCUGAUGAUCCAUCCACGGCAUUCAUGCAUGGGCUGGUCCUGUUCAUAAUGGGAUUGACCAUAUCCUGGAAUGCUCCAGCAACUAACAAUCCCAUAUUUGCAGAGAUAGUCCCUGAGAAGUCCCGUACAAGCAUCUAUGCUUUGGAUCGAUCUUUUGAGACCAUACUGGCGUCAUUUGCUCCCCCUGUAGUUGGGAUUUUGGCUCAGCACGUUUAUGGUUAUAAACCAGUUCCAAAAGGAUCAUCGGACUCUGUAGAGAUAGAAACGGAUAGAGAGAAUGCUGCAUCACUUGCCAAGGCACUCUAUACGGCAAUUGGUGUUCCAAUGGCAAUCUGUUGCUUCAUCUACUCCUUCCUCUAUUGCACAUACCCAAGAGACAGGGAGAGGGCAAGAAUGCAGACAUUAUUAGAGUCAGAAAUGCAACAGCUAGAGGAAGAUAAUUCUCCCUCAACAGGAGACGAGUACUUUGAAGUUUAUGCUUCAGAAACAAAAGAGCUGAACGGCAAGGAAAGAAGUGAGAUCAACAUAGAUUUUGGAGGAGAUCUAGACAGUCUUGAUUUGGAUGAUAAUGACAAGAAGUAUUUGCUUAACCAUUAGCUAACUUUCUCAAAUUUGGGAGGAUAAUGAACCUGUUACCUGUCCAAGCCGAAGCCGGAUUAAGUGUAAUGAAUGGCUCCCUGAACAAACUGAUCAAAUGAUGAAAAAGCUUCACCAAUACACACUGUUCAGAACCCAGAGAGAUUUGCAUGCAGCAGUCACACCAAUUAUUUUGUUUCAGAGAUGGGUUGGUUUUUAAGAAAAAUAAGUUCAAAUAUCAUCUGUUAACUCUUCUUAUAUUCCUAUUUUAUUCACACACAAGUACAACGAA
Messenger RNA from Alnus glutinosa, 1947 nucleotides. RefSeq lists its product as uncharacterized. Lineage: Eukaryota; Viridiplantae; Streptophyta; Magnoliopsida; Fagales; Betulaceae. Gene Ontology annotation, biological process: transmembrane transport. Gene Ontology annotation, molecular function: transmembrane transporter activity. The record is from RefSeq and is a predicted model, not a curated record. The coding region runs from base 132 to 1676 and encodes 514 amino acids. The transcript is spliced from 3 exons. Gene Ontology annotation, cellular component: membrane.